UAACCCCUUCCUUCUCUCUCUCUCUCGCACCCCACGACCUUUGAUUUCUCUCAGCCAGCUCACUCUCUCUCUCUCUCUCAUCCCGAAACGCCAACCCUUUCUCGCUAUCUAUAUCUCUCUCUUAAACAAUACCCUUCUCUAUUCGUCUAUCUAGUGAUACUUUCGACGUUUUCUCUAGUAGAUCUCUACGAGAUGCGGGCUUCAUGAGAGAUUCUCUUUUUCUCUCAUUCUAAUCCUGUUUGGUUUUCUGGGUUUUUUCUCUUAUAGAAUACCCAUAAACCAAAAUCCUUUCUUUUUAUUGUUUCGUUUCGAUUGCUUUUGUUGCUUUUGGGUCGAAGAUCUCGCCUUUUUUUGGGUGUUUGAUAGUGAGUAAGCUCGAUGGCGAAUGGGAUAGAGAGAGAGUUAUUGUUUAGCGAUGAAGAGUUGAGGGAGAUGAGUGGUGUCAAGAGAGGUGGAGAUUACAUAGAGGUGACGUGUGGUUGUACCAGCCAUAGAUAUGGUGAUGCUGUUGGUAGGCUUAGGGUUUUUGUCAAUGGUGACCUUGAAAUUACCUGUGAAUGCACCCCUGGUUGCAAUGAAGACAAGCUGACUCCAGCUGCAUUUGAGAAGCAUUCUGGAAGAGAGACAGCAAGAAAAUGGAAGAACAAUGUCUGGGUCAUAGUUAAUGGCGAGAAGGUUCCAUUGUCAAAAACUGUGUUACUCAAAUACUACAGCCAAGCAUCUAAAAAUGCCAAUGGCUCCCACAGAUCCCAUAAUGGACGAGUUUGUCAUCGCGAUGAGUUUGUUCGCUGUAGUAAGUGCGCCAAGGAAAGGAGGUUCCGGUUACGGACCAAAGAAGAGUGUCGAAUUCACCAUGAUGCUUUGGCCGAUGCAAACUGGAAGUGUGCUGAUCUCCCAUUUGACAAAAUAACGUGCGAAGAUGAUGAAGAACGGGCAAGUAGGAGGGUCUACAGAGGCUGCACCCGAUCCCCAACUUGCAAAGGUUGCACUUCCUGUGUGUGCUUUGGGUGUGAAAUCUGUCGUUUUUCAGAUUGCAGCUGCCAGACUUGCAUCGACUUCACAAGAAAUUCCAAAGCUUGACUCUGAUGAUGCUUUUAGCACUCAUGAAGAUAUUACCCCUUUUUUUCUGGUGGCUUUUUUAUGGUCUUAACUUUCAUCUGAUCACAUUUAAGAUAGCCUCCAGUGACAUUCUCUUCUGUUAAACUUGAAAAAUUCUGGCCUCUGGGUUCAGCAUUCAUCCCAUUGGCUGCUAUAUAACAUUAAAAUUACUUAUUUAUCCUCAA
Messenger RNA from Manihot esculenta (cassava), 1283 nucleotides. RefSeq names its product protein ULTRAPETALA 1. The record is from RefSeq and is a predicted model, not a curated record. The coding region runs from base 379 to 1080 and encodes 233 amino acids. The transcript is spliced from 3 exons. Lineage: Eukaryota; Viridiplantae; Streptophyta; Magnoliopsida; Malpighiales; Euphorbiaceae. Gene Ontology annotation, cellular component: nucleus; cytosol. Gene Ontology annotation, molecular function: DNA binding.